CGAUACUUCUUCACAAGCAAAUUCUAAUCCCCGCUACAUACUAAAAUAGAAAACAACUAUUCAACUAGAGACAGAUUAAGAAACUUCACAUGAUCAUAACUCAACAAUUGCAGGCUUCAUGGUUUGAGUUGUAUACUUGUAUUCGAACCCUAUAUACAUGUAGGGGUGUUCAAAUGGUUACCAUGGUUAUAACCAAAUCAAAUAAGGCUAAAUUACAUUAACCAUGGAAUACAAUAUCAUAACCAAACCGUCCAAACUAAUACAACAACCAAAUUAACCAAACUAAAGUUUAAUCGGUUUGGUUAAUUGGUUAACCAGAUUAACCAAUAUAAAAUCACAUUAUCAUUGACGAUGAAAAUUUUCCGGUUAAUGCAACAAUUCGCAAUUUAUAUAAUGAAUAAAACAUAACAAUCAACACGUAGUUAUAGUUGACCCUUAACAAAAAAGACUUGCAACUAAGACAAUUAUCUUACGAUUAGUAUAAAAGUAUUCACCUAAAAAAAUUUUAUGACAAUGGUAUGGGUUAAUGAAUUGUUGUGUUUGUGUAAAUUGACUUAGUCUCUUAGCAAUUAUCAUAGGCUGGAAAUAACCUUCCUUUCAAGUUUUCAUCCAUCAUAAUGUAUGAAAUUUAUCUAAAUUAGGCGUCCAUAUGUUGUGGUCUACAUUUUACAUAUACAAAUAUACACUAUAUGAGCAAUAUUGAGCUUUAUAUUUUAUGAGUUUAAAAGGGAUGAACGUUAACUCUUGAGUGGUUAUGCAAAGUAUUAAGUAUGUGUAUAUAAUAUAUGUUAGAUAUAUGACUAAUUACUUAACUGGUUAAUUUGGUUUGACUGGUUAGGAGUAUCUGAAACCAAACCAAACCACCUAAACCAAACCAAAACAAUUAUCCAAAUUAACCAAACCAAAUUAUCCAAAUAGUACCGGUUAAAACGGUUACCAUGGUAACCAAACCGUUUGAACACCUCUACACCUCUAUAUACAUGUGUGGAGUGGGAUGUGGUGGGGGAUGAUGUUAGACGCCAUUAAACUCAUUCUCCUCCUCCUUGUAAACUUCUUAGCUUAUUUUAGGGGUUUUAAGUGUAGAACUUAAAAUAAUGUUAGUUUUAUCCUGGAAAAAAAAAGUCUCGUAAAGAUAUUGUGAAAACUCAAAACAUUUUUUACGAGCCACUUUAUCAUAAUUUUAAUUUUAGUUUUUCAAUUUCGAGCUAUCAUGCCUACACCCUCAUCCAUUUGAAUCCAAUAAUUUUUAAGAGACCUAUCAAUCUCAAAACAACUCGUUUCCUUACUUGGGCACCAUCACAGAGCAACUAUCACUUCUAGUUUGACUUCAUCACAUGUUUUAUCAUGGCUCAGAUUCAACAAUGCAGAUCGUCUUGAUUACUUGCACCUGGCUGGCUGAGGGGUUCUCCUGGAAGGACAAUGUCACAAAUAUGAACCGAGACUGUCACUUGAUCUUUAGCAUCCCAUCGACUUCGACAAUUUUCUCGCAGCUCAGCGUAUGAGUUUUUAGCAAUGUCAGAACUCAGUAGAUAACAUCAAACAAGGGUCCUAAAAAGCCGGACAUGCAAAUCAUAAGAUGACCUACCGCUCUUUUUCCCCAUUAGUGUACAGAAUGUUACUUAUAGUAUGGUAGUCUAGCGAAUACCUAGCACAUUCGAUUCAAGGCCCUUUGGGUCAAUCUCAAGGUUCCCGAAAGAGCAAAUGUCAGAGUGGACAAUCUCCCAUUUAGUUACACCAGCUAGAAUGAAAAACUAGCUCACUCACCGAGUUUAGUAUAAACGCGAUGAAGUUUCGUAUAAGCUUUGGAGCAGGUUGAUCGAGAAGGCCCCUUCCCUGGAGAAUUGGCAUUGAUGUAGAACCAGUCUAACAUGAACGAAUCUUCAUCUUUUGAUCGACCGCCAGAAUGACCUUUGCUUUGCAUUGUCAUCUGCCUAGACACUCUCCAACACAAAUGGUCUUCUAUUACCUUGAAACAGCAAACAGAAGCUGCGGGUUUUUUUUCAUUUUACUUUCUCUUGUAUUGAAGGUUCAUAUUUCAUACAUUAAUAAAAUAGAUUUCAUAAAGAAGGUUGUCACUUUUUCAACAACGUAAUCUUCAUAGUUGAAAAAACUUCUCAACACUUGUAGUUACAUUAGCUACAAAUACGUAAUAGCUCGAGAAGCCAAUAAAUUUCAACGUACACUUCAGUUCCUUCUUUCCGUUUAUGGAAUCACAUCCUCUCGUCCUAUUUCGAUUCACGAACAUAUAUAGGUCCAUGUCUGACUUUCCAGAAAUUUAUGACUUGAUCGGGGUAGAAAAUCAUUUGGAUCGUGUUUAGUGAGCUUUGCACAGCAUAUGGACAUAAACACUAAGAGUCACAACAUCACCUAUUAACAACAACCACCACCUUCUAAUCCUUAACUCUCCCUGCUUACCUCAUACAAUGUUGAACAAAGCAUUAUGUUUGCAUUGAAGAGAGUAUCGAUGAUGCGCCCUUGGUUGCUCGUGAUAAUCAUGUCUAUGCUGGUCUCUACGUACCCGCCCGUGAUUUGCAAUGCUGAACAGCCUCGCUGCUAGAGUUGGACCGAUUCUUCGAGGGUGGUUGUACGCGAUCUAACCAAAGCACUGCUGCUGCUACCGCUCGCUCCACAUAAGAGUGCAGGAAGGGGUAGCAGCAGCAAGAGGCAGACAGACAGACAGAUCUACACAUAAUGCAGUUAUGAAUGAGGGAAGACAACCGGUGAACGAGAUAGCUAAUGGUUCGUUUUCGUUUACGGCAGUAGCUAAUAGACCACACACACAGCCUUCAUGGUGUUGCAGAUUCGAGCUAGGUUUCUCAGGACACUAAUUUUCCUGGGAGAAAGGAAACAUAUGGAUGCUUAGUGCCAGGGUUAAUUGUGAUGCGUUGCUGCUCUUCCCAAUUGCAAUGGCUAAAACAUCAACUCUACACACAAUCUAACAAUACACUGGUUGGACACGAACCAAAGCCAAUUCCAAAGUUGAGCACAUUAGUGCAUUCUGCCUCAUAGAUCAUAACUCAUAGUAAAUCCUAAUUCGAAAGCCAUCAUGAAAUUAGGAACCCUAACCACAGCUGUGGAAUCCCACCAAACAUACAAACAGACUCUAAUUAUGACAGCAUAAUAACCAACAAGAGAAGGAGAAAUCAGGAGAAUUCCAAAUCUACAUCACUUAUAUGUAUUCAACAAACAGUACACUGCAUAGUGAAGUAAAACAUAAGCCUGGACAUCUUUCCAAAAUUAUAAUCCCUAGAAGGAAGAGACGGAGAAGCUAACUGAGAAUGGGGGAAACAGAGAAAGAAGAGCUCGCCUGCCAUGGGAGGAGUUGAAUCGCGCUCAGUUGAUGUCCGAGUCGUCGAAAUCGUCCUCGAAACUAUUGAAGAAAUCGGCGUCGGCGAGCUUGCUCUCGUUCAUCAUGCCUUCGCUGAACAUUUCGAGCGGGUCAACGUCAUCGACGUCCAUCGCCACCGUCGAUCCUUGCUCUUCCAUUUCGGCGAAGAAAUCCAUCUGCAUCGGCCUCAUCUCCAGUGCUGAUCUCCGAUCAAUUCCCUCGCCCUUUUCCCCGAGAAAAAAAAAUCUACAACCCACGAAUCGCCCGAUGGAAAUAGUAGUUGCUUGGCUAGUAGAAAGAACACAGUCAUGCUUAUAUACAGCGAACCGACACCAUACUACGGCGUCGUUCGCCCAUCAGGAAACCCGGCGCGCAUGAAUUCCUGCUGCCAAUGCCAUCCGGUAAACAAAAGACUCGUCUUGGGCUUUUCGUGUAUUUGGGCCGGCUCGUGAAUGAAAGAGCUGAAGGCCC
Linum trigynum is the source of this 3799-nucleotide messenger RNA. The record is from the annotation of a GenBank genome assembly. Lineage: Eukaryota; Viridiplantae; Streptophyta; Magnoliopsida; Malpighiales; Linaceae.